Molecule: messenger RNA, 747 nt
Organism: Spinacia oleracea (spinach)
Lineage: Eukaryota; Viridiplantae; Streptophyta; Magnoliopsida; Caryophyllales; Amaranthaceae
Exons: 6
Coding region: 96-362 (88 amino acids)
Biological process (GO): mRNA splicing, via spliceosome
Cellular component (GO): spliceosomal complex
Molecular function (GO): RNA binding
Source: RefSeq, a predicted model, not a curated record
GGGGGUAAGUUGUUGUUUUGUUGGUCGUAGUUCUUUAUUUCCAGAGGUACUAUUCAGGGGUUUUAGCAGCGCAGAGCAAUUUCGAAACAGCAGCCAUGGCGAGCACUAAAGUCCAGCGGAUUAUGACCCAACCUAUCAACCUGAUAUUCAGGUUUCUUCAAAGCAAAGCUCGGAUUCAGAUUUGGCUGUUUGAGCAGAAAGAUGCGAGGAUUGAAGGCCGCAUAAUUGGCUUUGAUGAGUACAUGAAUUUGGUUUUAGAAGAUGCUGAAGAGGUGAACGUCAAAAAGAAGACCAGAAAAUCACUUGGGAGGAUCCUUCUGAAAGGAGACAAUAUUACUCUGAUGAUGAAUACGGGAAAAUGAUACACAUGGCUGAUGUGCAUUUGUUCAGAAGUAUUGAAAUUGUUGGCCUGGAAGCUAUGACAAACUGCUGACCCGACAUAGUAGCCUUUUAUGCGUAAAACAUACUGAUUAAUGGUGUCUGCGUCAAGCAUUCCCCUCCUCUCCGUAUUAGCUGAAAUGUAGUUAAAGUGAAUAUUAAGUAGUGGAUUUAAUUGAUUUCUUCGGUCAUAUGUAAAAGUAUUAAGUUUCUUAUGGUUGAGGCUCCUGGUGGUGCUUUCCAUUUUGGGGCUUUUCUCUCUGUUCUAUUAGCUUAUGUUACAGAAGAGGGUAUAUUCAAGUGAACCCUGUUUGUGAUUUAUCAUUUUAUCCGAUUGUGGAGAUUAUGAUAUCUCGUACCAAUCUCAAA